Molecule: messenger RNA, 2902 nt
Organism: Labrus mixtus (cuckoo wrasse)
Lineage: Eukaryota; Metazoa; Chordata; Actinopteri; Labriformes; Labridae
Product: protein tyrosine phosphatase type IVA 2-like
Exons: 8
Coding region: 861-1367 (168 amino acids)
Biological process (GO): protein dephosphorylation
Cellular component (GO): nucleus
Molecular function (GO): protein tyrosine phosphatase activity
Source: RefSeq, a predicted model, not a curated record
GGAAGUGACUAGGUUUUUUGUUAAUACAGUCACUUGACAUAAUCUGUCCAACAUGUCACAUUUGUGGAGUCUUAUCUGUCAUUAGAAUCGUCUGGGUGUUUCGUGAAGCACUGCUAUCUCAGCAGGUUAGCAGAAAGCUAGCGGGCCGUUGUCAGCCAGGACCCACAAGAGCAGAAUCAUCAUCAAUGGUGUGUCUACAACCAAGAGCCGUCACAUUCUCCUGUGUACGCUCAAUGAACGGUCUCCUCAGCUUUUAUCAUAGCUGCACAUGUAUGGCGUUUGCGAAGCUUGGAGGGGAGUUUUGCCAAGCCCAGCACCUGCUGUUUAUUGUGGACAAGUGAACAGGAGACUCAAGAUUGGGCAAACGCAGCCAUUCACACAAACAGGUCAUUACUGCCAUCCUGUUCAACCCAUAUGAAGACAGACAAGCCAACCUUCAGCCUGUUCACUGUUCAGGGGACGAGAGGAGGCCUCGGUUUAAUCCUAGAAGUUUCCUGAAGCUCCUACCCUCUCUUAGUUUUUCAUUCUUCUUUAAAUCUGAUUCAAACUGGUCUUCUCUUAAUAUUUUGUUUGUUUUCAAAGCAAAUUUAAGUUUUCUUUAUUUGCCAAAACAAACAUAAGAAAUAGUUUCCACACAAGACAAUUCUACAGUCUUUUUUUUGUCACUAAAAUAAUUGAACAUUUACAUACUUACAUUAAAUGUAGCAGAUGAUAAGUUAUAAGGUUUUCUUUAGCAUUUUCAUACAAUCAGUAAUCCCCGAGAUUCAUUGGAGACCUGUCUGUAACUUAAUUCUGUGAAGCACAGUUCUUUUGUGUAGUAUUUUUAUUCCUUUAUUAACAAAAUUCUUUAGGUCUUUAUAAUGAACCGCCCAGCUCCAGUGGAGAUCUGUUAUGACUGUCUGAGGUUCCUCAUUACGCACAAUCCCACUAAUGCACAACUGGGGAGGUUUAUAGAGGAUCUGAAGGCAUAUGGUGUCAACACACUUGUGCGAGUGUGUGCUGCAACAUAUGACAAGACACCUGUGGAACAAGAAGGCAUAAACGUCCUGGAUUGGCCAUUUGACGAUGGUUCUGCCCCUCCAGACCAGGUGGUUGAUGAUUGGUUGAACUUGCUGCAAACAAAGUUUAGAGAUGAGCCUGGCAGCUGCGUGGCUGUGCACUGUGUAGCUGGAUUAGGACGAGCUCCUGUGUUGGUGGCCCUGGCUCUAAUAGAGUGUGGGAUGGAGUAUGAAGAUGCUGUGCACUUCAUAAGACUGAAGCGUCGUGGAGCAUUCAACUCCAAGCAGCUGCUUUACCUGGAAAACUACAAACCUAAACUGUGUCUGCGCUCCAAAGAUGCCAACGGACAGACCUGUUCUAUUCAGUAGCCAUCUACAGCCCCGUGUAUCUUUACCGCAGCUUUUUAUCUUUGAUGUUAAAUGGAGAGAUAAUAUGUUUGGAGAAAUUAUUUUUCUCUAACCUUAAAGUCCUUUUUCAAAUCUUAACAAAACUCUGUAUUUCCACAAUUUCCAAAAACUUUGGUUAAAAUCUUUAACCUCUGAUUUUUUAUUGAAAAAAUAAAUAAAUGUAUAGUUUUUCCUCUCCUGUGUCUUUACCCCACCUUAAUUUGUGGCAAUAAUUCACAAAUAAUAUAUAAUUAUUAUAUCUAGGGACCCCAUAAUUAAACAAUCCAUAAGUUUGACUGAAAUCAAUCUUGUUUGGUGGAAAGUUUAAAACCAUUAUUCCAAAAGGUGCAGCAUAUUAAUGUUGAUGUUUACAAGCUUUCGAGUUGAAACUAUGAAAUUGGGAUCACCAAAAAUUCAAUGUUUUCUUAUAGUUGGCAAGUAAUGUUGACAUUUGACAAGUUCUUGUGAUGUAAAACUGCAGCUUGAUUUUUUUCCUAGUAAGAAAACUACAACUGCUGAAUAAAUUGCAGCUAGUUUGUGCUUUCAGAGGCUCGCUGGUUUAUUGCACAUCAAUCCAAACAGUGGUUGUGACCUAUAUUCUGGUUAUUACUGAUCAGAUUUGGUGUCCUGUAGCUAGAAUGUAGCUCAGAUAAUCAAUGACUCGAACGAGUUGGAAAAUGUACAAUAUUUAAGACAUUAGCUUACAAAAAUGAAAUGCUUCCAAAAAGUUAUGAAAUAUUUUCAAGUUUAAUGCAAAUAUGUCAAAUGCUGUUUUUAACAACUCUGCAAUCUACCAAGCAUACCCCCUUAUUAAAGCCGUAGUUACAUGUUCAGCUUCUCAAAAACAAUGUUGUGCUGGCUAUAAAUAUUUGACACGAGGGCCAACAUGUUUAAAUUCAGUAUUUUAAUGUACUGUAUGUAUAAAUGCAUUAGAAAACAGAGGUAAUGGUGUAGGUUCUCCUGUUAGCUGUCAAAUAAAAUCAUCAAUUGGAAAAUAUGUGGCCCAGUGCUCUAUUUCUGCACUUCAGCAUACGUAGUGCAUAGUGCUAGUAUGGAGCUACUUGGUAUCAAAUGGGCAUAUUUGCCCUAAAUGAACAAAAGAUAAUUUGUUUAAGAAGGUAAUUAAAUAAGUUAAAUUUACAAGGUAGUAGAAAUUAGUUAUUAUCUACAGCCAUGUACCCCGAUCAUCCCUGACCAUUGUCAUACUUCUGGGAACAUCUAUUACUUUUUAUAUUCCCUGUGGAAAAUUACUGUGGGGCCUAGAUGGUUGCCAAUGAUAUCCUAGUGGCCAUAUUUUGUCCAUCUCUGGCUCUUUAUUCAUCUAGCUAGCUGCUUAGCUGCUGUGUUUGUCAGAUGUUGGAGGUCUUUGUGUUAUUCGUUUUCUAUAGAUUUUAUUCUCAUUGCCUGUACCUUUGUCAAUAUGUACUUAUUUAUUUAAUGAUUCCAUUGUUUUUGUGAAAUGUCUGUCUGCUUGAACAAAUCUGUCUGCUGUGAUAAUUAAAGUAUUUCGUUCUCUA